Messenger RNA from Botrytis cinerea B05.10, 1268 nucleotides. RefSeq lists its product as hypothetical. Lineage: Eukaryota; Fungi; Ascomycota; Leotiomycetes; Helotiales; Sclerotiniaceae. The transcript has 4 exons. The coding region runs from base 70 to 999 and encodes 309 amino acids. The record is from RefSeq and is a predicted model, not a curated record.
GAAUCAGGUGUGGAACGUUCUGAUAUUCGUGGUGUGUCUAUCUAAUUACUACUCGGAAAAUUUACUACGAUGUCGCCGGCAGAAGUGGGAAAGGAGCCUGGGUAUGUGUUGACUCGGGAUAUGUACGCUUCGAUUCGGCUUAAUCUACAGCAUUAUCUCUGGAAAGAUGGACUCGGGUAUCUUUUGCACCCAUCGAUUCCUCUCCCGUCCCCUAAAACGAGAUAUCGGAUUGCCGAUUUGGGGACUGGUACCGGGUAUGUGGUUUCUGACUGUGAUCUGUAUUUCAUCUCAUGGGUUGUUCGAAUUUCAAUGUCUGAUAUCAAGCGCCCUGGCAUUAGAAUCUGGCCCUUAGAUCUCGUCCGGCAACUACCCUCCACAGUCCAACUAUAUGGUUUCGAUAUUUCCUCCUCUCAAUUUCCACAUCCGAAUUACCUACCCGCGAAUGUGAAAUUGGAAGUUCUGGAUAGUCUUCGAGUUGAUCCGCCCGAAGAAUUGUUAGGAAGUUUCGAUAUAGUGCAUUUACGUCUUUGGCUUGGUGUUGUAAUGAACGGGGACCCGAGUGCGCUUCUGACUCAUGCGUUGAAAUUGUUGCGUCCGGGGGGAUAUAUUCAGUGGGAUGAAAUCGAUCCAAAUCGGGGGAUUGCUGAAGGACCAAAUGGUGAAGAGUCACCGCAUGUCGCUAAGAUACUUAAAAUGCAGGCAAACAUUAAAGAUCUCAGAUGGAUUCCAACUCUCCCUAGAUUAUUCGCACAAUAUGAUCUAGAAGAUAUCAAGGAGGACUUUGCAUUCGAACAACCAUGGCAGUCCAAAAUGGCAGGGGAUGGAUCUUGUGCUGUUGUGCAUGAGAUGGCGAGUAAUGGGAGUCCGUUCAUUGCGGAUAAGUUGAAGAGGGUGGGCGUGGAUGUUCCGAAGGCAUAUGAGGAGGUUUGUGAAGGUGCGAGACUUACGCAGCCGUUUUGUGUGACGGUUGGGAGGAAACCAAUUCAGACGAGUACUUGAGAUUUUGGUCUUGGUUGGAAGGAAGUAGGUAGAAUAAGCCCUAUCGUGCACAUUUCAAUGAUGGAUACCUAUUAUAUAUCCAUGGAAAUUUGCCACACGAAGCGUGCUGGAAGGUAAAGAUUUUGUGUUUGUCAUAGUCAUGUUGGCAUGACGAAUACUUCGCCGUACCGCUUGAACAAGAAUAUAAGAUAGACAAAAGCCAAAUUGCUAUACAACUGCAAGGGCUGGAUGUAUAUACAACUAUGGACUCGAAAUACUACAAAAAGACA